GUUUUUUUCACGCUUCGUUUGUUUCAAUUUCCGCACAAUGACUCGUUGCAGAGUUCCAUGGUAAAUUACUGAGAAUUAUUGUAUGGUCGGUCGGGAAAAUGGGUAGAUGUUGUCAUGGCCAGGUUGGAUGCUGUUGCGGGUGUCGCUCUUGUCGACUUUGCUGUGGGUUUCUUCCAGCAAUAAAAGAAUCAACAUCAACACGCCUCAUGUACACCUUGUUUUUACUCUUAGGAACACUUCUUAUGUGUGUAAUGCUAACUCCCGAAAUUCAAGAAAAAAUCAUUGAAAAGUUUCCACAGUUCAAUAUAACUUGUAUAAUUCUUAAUGCUGGAGAAAAUUGUGAGCUGUUAGUUGGCUACAUGGCAGUCUAUAGGGUUUCUUUGGCGAUGGCUGCAUUUUAUUUCAUCUUAGCUGUUCUGACCAUUGCAAUAUCUACUAGUUCAAACUGGAGAUCUGGUCUACAUAAUGGGAAUCAAAGAGUAUCAAAUGGAGGGAGCAGAUGCUGGUUUGUUGCUAUGGUUUUCUGUGCUCUGUUGAUUUAUACUGCUGUAGUCAUAGUUGUUGUAAUGCUGGCACAAAAUUACACAAAAGCGGAAGGAUGUGGCACAAACAAAAUAUUUAUCAGCGUUAACGCAUUUUUAUGUCUUCUUUGUUCAUUCAUAUCAAUUAUGCCUUGUGUUGAAAAAAAUACUGGAGAUUCAAGAGCUGGAUUACUUCAGUCUGCUAUUAUAUCGGCUUAUGUGAUCUAUUUAACUUGGUCUUCCUUGUCAAGCCAACCUCUACCUACAGGUACUGGUGUUUUCACUGUAAAAACUGAAAAUGUUGAAAGCGAAGAAUUCUGUGGUCCAUCUGAAGUUUCCUUUCUCUCCAACAAAGAUAUCAUAUGCUAUGGUGGCGUCAUUAUCACCUUUGUGAUGGUUAUAAGCUCCACGCUUCGUACUUCCCAUUUUUCAUAUAAACUUGGAAUUCGAGCUCCUGAUCCUACGGAUUGUUGUACUUGCUGUGACAAAUCUUCUUCAAGGAAAGCCACUAAUCAUGUUGAUGAAGGUGGAGGGCAAAAAGUAUUGAAGAAUGAAGUAGAAGGAGUUGUGUAUAGUUACUCUUUCUUCCACAUUAUGUUCCUUUUAGCUUCCUUAUACAUUAUGAUGCAAUUGACACACUGGUUCAGGCCAGAACAGGCCAGAUUAUUGACAUUUGAAAGGAAUUGGGCCUCUGUUUGGGUGAAAAUGGCUUCUUCUUGGACUUGUAUACUUAUUUAUUUACUUACAUUGUUUACCCCUGAACUAUGUCCAGGUAGACUUAACCGUAGCAGAUCUGGUAGAACUAAAGACAUGGAGAUGGGCAAAGUGAGGCAUGAUUCUGCUUCCAGUUCGUAA
Molecule: messenger RNA, 1376 nt
Organism: Uloborus diversus
Lineage: Eukaryota; Metazoa; Arthropoda; Arachnida; Araneae; Uloboridae
Product: serine incorporator 5-like
Exons: 11
Coding region: 99-1376 (425 amino acids)
Cellular component (GO): membrane
Source: RefSeq, a predicted model, not a curated record